CCGGGCAUGGGGCGCGCCGCGGCCGCCUGAAGCGCGGGCCUGGCCCUGUCCCCGCGCGGCCGGGCCGCGCCGCCCGGGCUGCAGGCGGGUCCCGGGAAGCUGGGUCCCCGGACGGCGGGCGGUGCGGCGCGCGCGGGCGGCCCCGGAGGAGGCCUGGAGAUGUCCUGUGUGCGCCGCCUCCUGCUCACAUCCCUGUUCCCGGCCCUCCUGCUUCACGGGCUGGGAGAGGGCUCUGCCCUCCUUCAUCCGGACAGCAGGUCCCACCCCAGGUCCUUGGAGAAAAGUGCCUGGAGGGCUUUCAAGGAAUCCCAGUGUCACCACAUGCUCAAACAUCUCCACAAUGGUGCCAGGAUCACUGUGCAGAUGCCGCCUGCCAUCGAGGGCCACUGGGUGUCUACCGGCUGUGAGGUGCGGUCGGGCCCCGAGUUCAUCACCAGGUCCUACCGGUUCUACCACAACAACACGUUCAAGGCCUACCAGUUCUACUACGGCGGCAACCGCUGCACCAGCCCCACCUACACACUGGUGGUCCGCGGCAAGAUCCGCCUGCGCCAGGCCUCCUGGAUCAUCCGCGGCGGCACCGAGGCUGACUACCAGCUGCACCGCGUGCAGGUCGUGUGCCACUCAGAGGCCGUGGCGGAGCGGCUCGGCCAGCUGGUCAACCGCACAUGCCCUGGCUUCAUGCCCGCCGGGGGUCCCUGGGUGCAGGACGUGCCCUAUGACCUGUGGCGGGAGGAGGGCGGCCGCGAGUGCACCCGGGCCGUGAACUUUGCCAUGCACGAGCUGCAGCUGGUCCGCGUGGAGAAGCAGUACCUGCAGCACAACCUGGACCGCCUGGUGGAGGAGCUCUUCCUGGGUGACAUCCACACUGACGCCUCCCAGAGGAUGUUCUACAGGCCGUCCAGCUACCAGCCCCCGCUGCAGAAUGCCAAGGAAAGGCCUUUGGGAGCUCACGUCUCAGAAUCUAAACUUCAUGGAAAUCCCAUUUCUAGAAAAUGCAGUGCUGCUCCCGGGCACCCACCGAUGCUCCUUUUUCCCUCCAGGAAGCGGUGUUCUGUCGGUUCCGCUCGCAGAAGAACUGGCAGCCAAACGCCGGCCCCGAGGAACCGGCCGUGCCUCUCUUACCCUUUUCCAUCGUCCUUCCAGCCCGGGCCCGUCUGUGGUGGUUGCAUCACAUCUACAGGGUUGCUGUGCAGAGUCCUUGUGAGGCUAAGUCCUUUUGUCCUCAACGCCUGCCACCUGCUCCUGUCGUCGGCCUGGCCAGACACACUGCCAGCCUCCGGGUGUGGCCCCAAGGCUACAGUUACAGAGACCCAACCUGUGUGGCCACGGCCAUUUCCCCUACUUUCUUCUGAAAGGGGAAUCAUCACUGCUCCUUUGGAAGGUCAGAAUGAGCCCGAGUCCACAACAUCCCAGGAUCCCAGCUCUGAAAGGCACCCCAAGAGGCCCCUCCCACAAGGUGGGCAGCACUCACGGUUGUGAUGAAUGCUGGCUGCUCUGUUCAUCUUGUUACGUUUCCGAGGACAACUUUCUAACCAUCCAUCAGCCUGUGAGCCAUGAACCUGUAUCACACCUACUGUGUUCUCCUAGGUGUCAUGGGACGUAGGAAAACGGGAGGGCGCUGGUCUUGGCCUCAAAUACCUACCACGUCACGGAGAGGAGCUGGGAAGGAUGUCCGUGUAGAAGGACCUACCAUAGGGCGCCUGCAGUUCAGUCACACACGUGGUGAAUGGUACUUGGGAAGACAGCUUUCAGCAUCAUCCUUGGCCAUCCGUGGAGGUUUCUUCCUGAGAAACGUGACCCGGGGGAGCAGAACUCUAGGAAGGGGCAUUUCAUCAUCUAUCCCCAUUUCUCCUCCUCAGACAAAACAUUUAGCCCAAGAAAUGUCUUAUGCAGGCUGCUUCUCUAGUUGACUUAUUCACGACAAGAUCAUGUCAAGUAACUUUUUCCAUUCUGGGAAGAUGCUGGGAAACAAGUGGAUCUGUCAGCAAAUGCUGACGAACCAGCUCUCCAGAAAUAAAUGUUGGCAGGGAACAGGGCAAAGCCUAGAGAACCGUGUCAGUCAUCGGCCAGAGAGGACCUUUUCAAGGGACCAGAGCCCUUGGUAGGGAGACGUGUGUUCCUUGCAGACCCCAGCCUAAGGGGCAGCCUGGGGCCGGAAGGGAGCACUCUGCAAUCCCCACAGCCGAGUUCUGUCCCAGAUCCCUCCGAGCCAUGUCAUUCUCUCUCUCUCUGUGCUUUUGUGGCCUCAUCUGUGACGUGUACUGUGGUCUCUUUGGGAGACUGAGAAGCGUAAGGAGAUGAUGUACUUGAACUUCCCCAGCAUCAAAUGCCCUGUACAUGCAAACUGUGUUAUUUAACUGUUCCCAGGGCCGGGCCAGGAUCAGGAAACACAGUGGGAAAACCCCCCUCUGCCUAGGACAUUGCUCACUGAUAAAAUGUGAUGUUUUAGAAUAAGCUUGAUUUCUUUCUUAAGAGAUUAAUAAUGGUAUAGGGAUUCCCCACUCCCACCCAGGAAUGAAAGCUUUUUAUAGUUGGUGUAAAGAAUAGCAGCAAGGAACACGUUCUGGUCCCUCGGCUCUAGCCCUCAGCUUCUUGUGCACAGGAACACUGACGUUAAAAUAGCCUAUCUGAGAUGCAAGGGAGGGAGCGAUGUGAAGCCUAACGGGAGAGCCUGGGAAAGACGGCUUCUCAGAUGAGACCUAUGGAUCAGAGCAUGGACCAAACAGAGUAACUUCAUGAAGCAAAUGAGAUUUCAUGGUACAAAUCACUCUUCAUGUUGAAAAACUCUUCCCCUUUCGUCAUUGUGAAUGGCCGCUGUUUGAGAAAAGCAUCUUGGAAAAGAGAAACUUUAGAGCCAGUGUGAUAUCUAGGCCUUAAUUUCUGCUUCUCCAUGGUUGUUCCUGUAGGUCUUUGGGGUUUUAUUCAAGCCAAAGAGAGUGGUAAUUAAGAGCACAAAUCAGAUUUUUAAAAAAUCUGUCCACAAAACAGAAAGGUGUUCCCUUUAUCCAACGUUGGCUGAAACUGUCCCCUUGUUGACAGCAUCCACAGAGAGGCCAAACCUCCCACACUGAUUUAUGACAUCUUUGGUUCCUUAAUGCCAGCCAAAGAGUUGGUUAAAACGGUAACUAGUCAACUCAACAACAGCAAAAAGCAACCCGAUUAAAAGAUGGGCAAAGGACUUGAAUAGACAUUUCUCCAAAGAAGAUGUACAAAUAGGCCAUAAGCACAUGAAAAGAUGCUCAGCAUUUCUAAUCAUGAGGGAAGUGCAAGUCAAAACUUCAGUGAGGUAGCACAUCACACUUAUUAGGAUGGCUGUUAUCAAAAAAAAAAAAAGAAAGAAAAUAACAACUGCUGGUGAGGGUGUAGAGAAAUUGGAACCGUCGUGCUUUGCUGGUGAGAAUGUACAGCUGCUGUACAAUAUGGCAGGUUCUCAAAAAAUAUUGAACAUAGAAUCACCAUAUAAUCUAGCAAUUCCACUUCUAGGUAUAUACCCAAAAGAAUUGAAAGCAUGUUCUCAAAUAGAUUGGACACCCAUGUUCACGGCAGCAUUAUUCACAAUAGCCAAAAAGUGAAAGCAACCCAGGUGUCCAUUGACAGAUGAAUACAUAAACGAAAUGUGGUCCAUCCAUACAGUGGAAAACUAUUCAGCCUUAAAAAGGAGGGAAAUUCUGACACAUGCUACAACAUGGAUGAACCUUGAAGACAUUAUGUUAAGAGAAAUAAGCCAGUUACAAGAAGGACAAAUACUGUAUGAUCCCACUUAUAUGUGGGCCCUCUAGUAGUCAGAUCCAUAGACACAGAAAGUAGGACGGUGGUUGUCAAGGGCUACGAUGGGGGGUGUCAUACGAUCUUCAUCUCCAUCUGGCCACGAACUCCCCACCCCAGCCCCUGGUAACUCUAUUCUGCUUUCUGUCUCCAUGGAUUUGAUGACUUGAGGUCCCUCCUAUAAGUGGGAUUGCACAGAAUUUGUCCUUCUGUGACCGGCUUAUUUCAGUCAGAAUGAUGCCCUCACGGUUCAUCCUUGUAACAACAUGUGUGUGUCAGGAUUCCCGUCCUUUUGUAAGGCUGAAUCAUAGUCCAUUUUGUGUCUAGACCACGUUUUGAUGAUCCAUUCAGCCAUUGAUGUACAUUGUGUUGUUUCCGUUUUUAGGUUAUUGCAAAUCGUGCUGCUGUGAACGUGGGUGAACAAAUACCUCUUUGAGACCCUGAUUUCAGUUCUUUGGGGUAUAAACCAGAAGUGGGGUUGCUGGGUCCUGAGGUGAUCCUUUACCACCUUUACGUUUACCACCUUUACGUAGCUGCACCCCUUUACGUUCCUACCAGCAGUGCACGAGAGUUCCAGUUUCUCCACGGCCCCGCCAAUGCUGUCAUUUUUUGCUCGUUCUGAUAGUAGCCAUCCUAAUUGGGGUGAGGUGAUGCCAGCCUUUCUUUUUGAAAUCAAGUGUCUGGGACAAAUGGUCUGAAAAUGUAACAGGAUUCUAAAGGGGGUCCAGGUCACAGCUGAAAUAUUUAGGCAAGGCUCUACUGUUAGCCAAACACACUUAUGUACUUGUGAGCACACGCAGGCACACACACCCGGUCUGUGGCUCCAGUUGCCCCUGGGGUACCCAGGUUAAUGGUGGCGGUGCCUCAGGGGCUGCCGGUGCCUCUGCCGUGAGCCCCGUCGAACGCAGCGCAUGCGCACUGCUCUCAUGGAGACUUCUCCCCCCCCCUCCACGUGUUUGUGUUUUGGCUCCAGAACCACGACCACGCCUGCAUUGCCUGCCGCAUCAUCCACCGGUCGGAUGAGCACCGGCCGCCCCUGCUGCCCCCCAAGGCGGACCUGACGGUGGGCCUGCACGGCGAGUGGGUG
This is a messenger RNA of Delphinapterus leucas (beluga whale), 4855 nucleotides long. It is a transcript of the gene APCDD1, whose product is annotated as APC down-regulated 1. Lineage: Eukaryota; Metazoa; Chordata; Mammalia; Artiodactyla; Monodontidae. Gene Ontology annotation, molecular function: Wnt-protein binding. Gene Ontology annotation, biological process: negative regulation of Wnt signaling pathway. The record is from RefSeq and is a predicted model, not a curated record. Gene Ontology annotation, cellular component: plasma membrane.